Molecule: messenger RNA, 507 nt
Organism: Triplophysa dalaica
Lineage: Eukaryota; Metazoa; Chordata; Actinopteri; Cypriniformes; Nemacheilidae
Gene: dynlrb2
Product: dynein light chain roadblock-type 2
Exons: 3
Biological process (GO): microtubule-based movement
Cellular component (GO): cytoplasmic dynein complex; centrosome; cytoplasm
Molecular function (GO): dynein intermediate chain binding
Source: RefSeq, a predicted model, not a curated record
AUGUCUGCUUGUCUUAAUGCUGUUUUCCAGGCUGAAGUCGAGGACACUUUAUAGAGAAUUCAGAGCCAUACGGGUGUUAUUGGCACAAUAGUCGUUAACGCAGAAGGUAUUCCCAUCAGAACUACACUGGACAACUCGACCACAGUGCAGUAUGCAGGACUGCUGCAUCAGCUGACUGUGAAAGCCAGGAGUACAGUCAGAGACAUAUACCCUCAGAAUGACCUGACAUUUCUGCACAUCAGAUCCAAGAAACAUGAGAUCAUGGUGGCGCCAGAUAAAGAAUACCUGUUGAUUGUCAUCCAGAGCCCAAAUUAACAGUUAAUUGCAAUGAAAAAAGAACACACCGUUUUGAUCUCAUGUGGAUACUAAAUGUGAAAUUCUUUGAACAUGGUCCUGAACAUUUUCUGUUGUUUUUCUUUGUCUGGUGUAUACAACGUUUAAAAUAAUAAACCACAACAUUGCUGUUAUUAAAUUAUUUGCACAAUAAAGAUUGAUUUUCCAAUGUCA